This is a messenger RNA of Ambispora gerdemannii, 130 nucleotides long. NCBI's taxonomy places the organism in Eukaryota, Fungi, Glomeromycota, Glomeromycetes, Archaeosporales, Ambisporaceae. The record is from the annotation of a GenBank genome assembly.
AUGGCUAAUGAAAAGCCUGAUAUUAGUUCCACUUUUGUACCAAUUGAUAGUCUAUACGCACCAGCCGUUCAUUUGGCUCUUGGUUAUAAAUUCAACAUCUCUUGUAUGUUAUAUUACGAUUACAAAGGAA